GCAGAAGCACCUAAGUGCCUCUGAGCCUCACACACACACACACACAAAAAACCCGACCAUGCCCUCCAAGAACCGGCAGAAGAGCGGCGACAAGAGCGCACCCAUCGUGGAGGAUGCGCCCAAAAAGAGCCCGAAAAGCAGCAGCAGUAACGGGGUGAGUGGCCCCUCGCCUCAGGGGCCACGUUCGGGCAGCUGCCUCGGGAUCCUCGCAAACACGCUGUUUUAUGUGGCGUUUAUAGGCGCCGCCGGGUUCGCCGCCUUCUAUUCGCAGCAAGUCGUGGAGGAAAUGCGCCAAAGCAACGCCAAGAACGCGCAGAGCGCGCAGAGAAACGCGGAGCUGGGCAGCAAAGUGGAGAGCAUCGUGGAGCAGGUGGCGUCCCUGAAGAGCGUCGUGGACGGCCUGGAGUCGUCCCUGGGCAUCACGCGGGUGGAGCUGGAGGGCGCCGUCAGCCGCAUGAAGAGGGGCGAGGCGGACACGAGGAAGGUGGAGGAAGCCCUCCAGAAGCUGCAGAACAACCUGCUGAAGGACCUUUCGGACGGCAUCACCGAGGUGAAGGAGUCCAGAGAGAAGGACUUCUCCUCCCUGGAGAGGAUCGUGGAGGAGCGCCUGGCGGACGUGAGCCAGUCCAUCACCGCCAGCAUGGCGGAGUUCACCGAAGCGCAGGGCGAAGCGCGGAGCCAGCUGGAUGACCUGAAGGCCCGGCUGGGAGACAUGGAGGACCCGGCGCUCAUCAAGCAGGAGCUGGCGGCCAUCGCGGAGACCGUCGCCGACAUCAAGACGGCCGGGGACGCCGGCGACUCCCUGGCGGCGGCGCUCACGGCUCAGAUCAGCGCGGUGAGGGACGAGCUCCAGACCCGCAACGGCGAGGUGGCCUCGCUGUCCGAGGAGGUGGAGUCGGUGCGUUCGGUGCUGCAGACGACCACCGGGGCGCUGAGGAACUCGCUGUCGGCGGCCGAGACCGAGAUCCAGACCCUGAGGGCCAAAACCGAGACGCUGGAGAGCGGCGUGGAGGAGGCGGCGGUCGCCGCGCGCGCCGCCGAGAGGCAGGUGGAGGAGGUCGGCUCUCAGGCUCAGAGGAGGUCGGAGGAGCUGGAGGCCAGGCUGAAGUCCUCGGAGGAGAGCGCAGACUCGCUGUCCGCAGACCUCUCCUCCAGGGCGCAGUCGCUCCUCGCCAAAUUCAACGCGCACGAGAGCAUCCUGGCCACGCAGGGCGAGCUGGUGGAGAAGCUCCAGGCCGACCUGGAGAGGCAGGUCGAGGCGGCCCGGGGCCAGGACGCGUCCGAGGUGGAGGACCUGAAGAGGAGGCUCGCCGCCCUGGAGGAGAACGGCGGCGGCGGCGGCGGGGCGAGGGCGGAGCAGCUGGAGAGCCUCCGCAGCGCCGUGGCCGGACUGCAGGGCCGGGCGGAGAAGCUGGAGAGCCACGAUCGGGCCAUCGCCUCCCUGCAGGACGCCCUGCAGAAGACCACGCAGACACUGGCCUCCUUAUCCAAGAAGAAGAAGUAGAAUCCGUUUUUUUUGUUUUUAAUUUUCCAAGCAGUGCCUCAUCAGGUUACCCAAACGGGUCACGUUAAACUCCACUCUGUUUACUUUGAUGAAGAUUUGUUCCUCAGACUUGUCAUAACGUUGCACACUUGAGUUAAAAAAGAAGUGAGCAGGCGGAGGCGGCCUGCUGAUCUGUGAACCCACACACUCUCUGCACUGUAUUUUCCUUUUUAUUUUGAAGCAUUUUUCUUUAACAGGGCUGUUUUUUGUUUUUUUUUUUAAAUCUUUUUGGGGACCUCAAAAUGCAAUAAUGAGCUCUUUUCGAGCACUUUGUUUACUCACUGCGUGGCGUUGAUGUGUUUUUUGUACAAGAAUAAAAGAAAGGAAAUUCU
Messenger RNA from Salarias fasciatus (jewelled blenny), 1875 nucleotides. It is a transcript of the gene ckap4, whose product is annotated as cytoskeleton associated protein 4. The transcript has 2 exons. Lineage: Eukaryota; Metazoa; Chordata; Actinopteri; Blenniiformes; Blenniidae. The coding region runs from base 59 to 1504 and encodes 481 amino acids. The record is from RefSeq and is a predicted model, not a curated record.